Molecule: messenger RNA, 3360 nt
Organism: Pelobates fuscus (common spadefoot toad)
Lineage: Eukaryota; Metazoa; Chordata; Amphibia; Anura; Pelobatidae
Gene: EDEM3
Product: ER degradation enhancing alpha-mannosidase like protein 3
Exons: 21
Coding region: 214-3000 (928 amino acids)
Biological process (GO): endoplasmic reticulum mannose trimming; mannose trimming involved in glycoprotein ERAD pathway; carbohydrate metabolic process
Cellular component (GO): endoplasmic reticulum; membrane
Molecular function (GO): calcium ion binding; mannosyl-oligosaccharide 1,2-alpha-mannosidase activity
Source: RefSeq, a predicted model, not a curated record
CGACGCAUUCCAUGCCUCCACGUCACACCAGCAGCUGAAAGCCGGAACUGGAAGGCGAGCUGAGCGUGAGUCCGUGGAGCUCGGGGGGAAAGCUGCCUGGCAAGACCGGGGAUUGUGUAGGCCUUGUCCCUGUGUGAUCAGCAGGAUGUGCAGAGCAGAGGUUUAGCAGCCGCAGAAGGACUGGUCAGCCCCCUCCCCUCACAGUGUGUGGCCAUGGGCUGGUUAACUUUAACACUGGCUGGGAUGAGGAGCAUACUGCUCUCCUUCAUAUUGUCUGUGGCCGUACUCCGGACUGGACAAGCUGCCAUGACCAAGGAAGAGAAAGCUCAGCUCAGGAGUCAAGUGCUGGAAAUGUUUGAUCACGCAUAUGGAAAUUAUAUGACACAUGCUUACCCAGCUGAUGAACUGAUGCCUUUGACGUGUCGAGGAAGAAUACGUGGCCAAGAACCAAGCAGGGGUGAUGUGGAUGAUGCAUUGGGAAAAUUUUCUUUGACCUUAAUUGAUACUCUGGAUACUCUAGUGGUGUUGAACAAAACCAAGUUGUUCGAAGAAGCUGUUCGAAAAGUAAUCAAUGAUGUAAACUUAGAUAAUGAUAUUGUGGUGUCCGUUUUUGAAACAAACAUCAGAGUAUUGGGUGGUCUCCUUGGAGGGCAUUCACUUGCCAUAAUGCUGAAAGAAAGUGGUGAGCGAAUGGAUUGGUACAAUGAUGAACUGUUACAUAUGGCUAAGGAGCUCGGCUACAAACUUCUCCCCGCAUUCAACACAACUAGUGGCCUCCCCUAUCCAAGAGUUAACUUAAAGUUUGGGAUCAGACGUCCAGAAGCCCGCACAGGAACGGAGACGGAUACGUGCACAGCUUGUGCGGGGACGUUAAUCUUAGAAUUUGCUGCUCUUAGCCGAUUUACGGGGAUAUCAAUAUUUGAGGAGUAUGCACGAAAGGCACUAGAUUUUCUAUGGGAGAAACGUCAGCGCAGUAGUAAUUUGGUUGGUGUAACGAUAAAUAUCCAUACCGGAGACUGGGUACGCAAAGACAGUGGUGUGGGCGCAGGGAUUGAUUCAUAUUAUGAGUAUUUAUUGAAGGCCUACGUACUGCUUGGAGAUGACAACUACCUUAAAAGAUUUAACACGCAUUAUGACGCCAUCAUGCGCUAUAUCAGUCAGCCUCCUCUAUUGCUCGAUGUACAUAUUCACAAACCAAUGCUGACAGCCCGAACCUGGAUGGAUUCCCUCCUUGCCUUUUUCCCAGGACUUCAGGUCUUAAAGGGAGACAUAAGACCUGCGAUAGAGACCCAUGAAAUGUUGUACCAGGUGAUCAAAAAGCACAAUUUUCUCCCAGAGGCUUUUACAACAGAUUUCAGAGUACACUGGGCUCAGCAUCCAUUAAGACCAGAAUUUGCAGAAAGUACAUAUUUCUUGUAUAAAGCUACAGGUGAUCCCUACUAUCUGGAGGUUGGAAAAACCCUCAUUGACAAUCUGAAUAAAUAUGCACGAGUGCCGUGUGGCUUUGCCGCAGUUAAAGAUGUGCGCACAGGAAGCCACGAGGAUAGGAUGGAUUCCUUCUUCCUGGCUGAAAUGUUUAAAUAUCUGUACUUGUUGUUUUCGGAGCGAGAAGACCUUAUCUUUGAUAUAGAGGAUUAUAUUUUUACUACAGAAGCCCACCUCUUACCCCUCUCGCUUUCAACGGCGAAUCAAACCAAGCCUAAGAAAAACACGACAACUCAGUACACAGAGUUGGAUGAUAGCAACUUUGAUUGGUCGUGCCCAAACACACAGAUUCUUUUUCGAAAUGACCCAAUGUAUGCACAGAGCAUUCGAGAACCUUUAAAAAACGUGGUUGAUAAGACUUGCCCACGAAGUUCAUCAAGAGUGGAUGAGACCUCUGGGGGUGGGAACAGGCCGCCACUUCGUGCCAGAGAUUUUAUGGCAAGUAAUUCAGAACAUUUGGACAUCCUGAAGAAAAUGGGAGUGAGUCUCAUUCACCUUAAAGAUGGACGGGUCCAGCUGGUUCAACAUGCCAACCAGGCUGCAAGUUCUGUGGAUGCAGAGGAUGGUUUGCGUUUUAUGCAGGAAAUGAUUGAAUUGUCCAGCCAGCAACAGAAAGAGCAACAACUGCCUCCACGUGCUGUCCAGAUAGUUUCCCACCCAUUUUACGGAAGGGUGGUACUGACUGCUGGGCCUGCCCAAUUUGGAAUGGACCUUUCCAAGAAUGUAGCAGGGGCUAGAGGCUUUGUAGCCAGGACUGAGCCAUACAGCGGCUGCUCUGACGUUACAAAUGCUGAAUCGAUAAAGGGGAAAAUUGCACUCAUGCAAAGGGGUCAGUGUAUGUUUGCUGAGAAGGCCCGCAAUGUCCAGAAAUCCGGGGCUAUUGGAGGAAUUGUCAUUGAUGAUAAUGAUGGCAGCAGCAGUGACACAGCCCCCCUUUUCCAAAUGGCUGGAGAUGGGAAGAAUACGGAUGACAUUACAAUUCCUAUGUUGUUUCUGUUCAGCAAGGAGGGGAAUAUUAUUCUAGAUGCCAUCCAAGAGUACCAGGAAGUGGAGGUUCUCCUGUCGGAUAAAGCCAAAGACAGAGCGACCAUUUUUAAAGGUAAAAUAAUACCAAACUACAUUAUUGAUAGCAAUUUAGAAGGUGAAACUGGAGAGCAGAAACCAUCUGAAAAUAAUUCCCAAAAACAAAUUCUAGAAGAAACUUCUAUACAUCAAGACAGUAUCACAGACUCUGAAGAUGAUGCGUCAGUAGCUUCCCAACCAGGGUUGACCAGUUCCUCUAACAGUGAGGAUUCUUCUAGUCUAGAGGAGGACAGUGGUUCAUUAGAAAGUAGUGAGUUUAAUGAUAAGAAUAUUAAGGACUCAGAAGACCAUCUACAGGAAUCAAUGGAAACAUUAGAAGAUCCCAAAGUUAAUAAAUGGGACAAAAAAAGGGUUCAGCCAAUAGAGUCGAUAUUGGCAGAUUGGAAGGAGGACAUUGAAGCAUUUGAACUGAUGGAAAAGGAUGAACUAUGACCAAGAACUCAAAAAUAAAAACUUUGUCCACAAAACCAGAUCUCUUCUGAAAUAUCCAUGGUGUUGCAAGACUUUUCUGAAGGUCAGAAGUAUACAUGUGAACUUUAUGUGAACAUUAUUUUCUGCAGAUUUCUAAUGGGUCCUUACCUCCAAGGCAUGCCCGUUUCAUGUUGUGGAUGGAUCCUCUGAAUUUGUCAGAUAUUCAUGGAUUCUAGGAACAAAUUCUAUUUUUAUGAAGAUCUACCAGGGAGGGGCUUCAUCAAAAUAAUAAGACACAAUGUUUAAGAGCUUGCAAAACUCUAUCUUCACUAAAACUGAGAAAAGAAAAUCCUUUAAUUUAUUAAAUAAUUUUAAAGAUUU